UCAGUCGGUCGCCAUCAAUAACUUGCUUCAUUUCGCCGCGAGCUUCUCCUUUGUUUGCUUCUGAGAACUUCUCUCUAUCCUUCUUCAACCUUAGAUUUGUUACCGAUUCAUCAUCAUUUUCCAACACUUUUGAUUUGAUCCGAUUCGAUUCCGAUCUCGAAUUCAGUAUACAUAUGUCUUCUUCUUCUUGUUCUUCGUCUUGCUUAUGGCUUCCUGAAAACCCUAGAAACCUCUCCUUCUUCUCCAAGCGCUUACAGUUUCAAAUUCCAAAGCCGAAUCUUAAAUCACAGAUCUCGCCUUCUCGUCUCACGAUCUUCUCCCUACGCGAUUCCAAAGCUGAUUCUGUGGUGAAUACAAAGACAUGGAAGAAAUUGGUGUUGAACAAUAAGAGACCUGUAUUAGUUGAAUUCUAUACGAAUUGGUGUGGUCCAUGUAGGAUGGUUCAUAGAAUAAUUGAUGAGAUUGGUUUAGAUUAUGGUGGUAGAUUGCAAUGUUUAUCAUUGAAUGCUGAUGAUGAAUUGAAAGUGAUUGAAGAUUAUGAUGUUAAAGCUGUGCCGAUUGUUUUGUUGUUUAAAGAUGGAGUUAAAUGUGAUUCUUUAAUUGGUACUUUGCCUAAAGAGUUUUAUGUUUCUGCCAUUGAUAAGCUUUUCUUUUCUUCUUGAAUAUUUUCUUUGUGAAAGUUGAUUGUAAUUGUCAUAUCUAACCAUUGUAGUAGGGUUUUAAACACCUUUUGUUUUUAUUUCUGAAUUCGAAUCGAACGAGAAAUAUUAAUAAAUGUAUUACGA
Molecule: messenger RNA, 785 nt
Organism: Impatiens glandulifera
Lineage: Eukaryota; Viridiplantae; Streptophyta; Magnoliopsida; Ericales; Balsaminaceae
Product: thioredoxin M3, chloroplastic
Exons: 2
Coding region: 174-662 (162 amino acids)
Cellular component (GO): cytoplasm
Molecular function (GO): oxidoreductase activity, acting on a sulfur group of donors, disulfide as acceptor
Source: RefSeq, a predicted model, not a curated record